CAGUGCCACCCACCAGUGCCACCCAGAAGUGCCACCUACCUGUGCCCACCAUCAGUGCCAAUAGUCAGUGCCCAGCGGUUGCGCCAGUCAGUGCCCAGCAGUGCCGCCAGUCAGUGCCACCUAUCAGUGCUGUCUAUCAGUACCCAUCAUCAGUGCCACCUAUCAGUGCCGCCUAUCCGUGACACCUCGUUAGUGCUGCCUAUCAGUGCCGCCUAUCCGUGCCACCUCAUUAGUGCUGCCUGUCAGUGCCAAUCAGUGCUGCCUAUCAGUGCCCAUCAGUGCUGCCCAUCAGUGCUGCCUCAUCAACGCACAUCAGUGAUGGAGAAAAAUUACCUGUUU
Staurois parvus is the source of this 339-nucleotide messenger RNA. The record is from the annotation of a GenBank genome assembly. Lineage: Eukaryota; Metazoa; Chordata; Amphibia; Anura; Ranidae.